Messenger RNA from Saccoglossus kowalevskii, 1158 nucleotides. RefSeq names its product histamine H2 receptor-like. NCBI's taxonomy places the organism in Eukaryota, Metazoa, Hemichordata, Enteropneusta, Harrimaniidae. Gene Ontology annotation, molecular function: neuropeptide Y receptor activity. The record is from RefSeq and is a predicted model, not a curated record. Gene Ontology annotation, cellular component: plasma membrane. Gene Ontology annotation, biological process: positive regulation of MAPK cascade; adenylate cyclase-activating adrenergic receptor signaling pathway.
AUGUUUCACUACAGUGUAGAAAGGUUUAACAACGGUAACGAAUCUAACGCAUCCUUGUUCCUAGAUAGCGCUUCAUUUGAUCGGAAUCCUGUCCAUAUCAUCGCGUCAGGCGUCAUUCUUGGAACCAUCAUUCUGUUUACUCUUACCGGUAACACCUUGGUGGUAAUUGCUGUACUGGGAUACCGCCGUCUACAGACUGUGACUAAUUUCUUACUUUUAUCACUAGCGAUUGCCGAUCUUACAGUUGCGCUCUUGGUGAUGCCAUUUUCGCUUGUGUACGAGGUGUACGGCAGUUGGACGUUCGGUUAUAUAUUCUGUCAUUUCUGGCUGUCGUGCGAUGUGAUGUGUUGUACAGCCUCCAUUCUUAACCUGUGUAUCAUAUCACUUGAUAAGUACUGGGCAAUUACAAGACCGUUAACCUAUAAGGUAAACUCUAAACGGCGAGUGAUCAAUAUGGUAGUGUUCGUGUGGGGAUGCUCCGGAACUAUCUCGUUUAUACCGAUUUUCAUGGGAUGGUACGCUGAUAGCAACCACCCCGUUUUACACGAUCCAUACUUUUGUGGUCUGCAGGUCAACCACACUUACGCUAUAAUAUCUUCUCUGACCUCUUUUUACGUACCCUUGCCUAUUAUGCUGUUUACAUAUAGUCGGAUUUAUUCAGUGGCACGGUUUCAAGCUGCGAAAAUUCGCAACGAGCUCAAGCACAUUCACUGUUUCAACCCAAGCCAGCGACAGACUGUGCGUCGACAGAUCCGUUCUCUGGUCCGUGAACACAAAGCCGUUCGCACUCUCGGUAUCAUCAUGGGGGUUUUCAUAUUUUGCUGGUUGCCGUUCUUUUUGAUGUAUCUCAUCCUACCUUUUUGUCCCAAGUGCAACAUGAGCGACAUGCUUAAAUCUGCGUUAACUUGGCUAGGAUACGCCAACAGUUUCCUGAACCCUCUUAUUUACGCUUUCUUUCAUCGCGAUUUCCGGAAAUCAUUCAAGCUGAUUUUGUGUGCAAGGAAUAUAAGGUUUAAGGGCGGGGCUUUCCAACAGGAUAACUCAAAUCUUAUGUCACGCGACACCAUGUCUCUCGCAAACUCCAAUAACGCGAACGAUGACUCAAGCCUUCGUCUCUCUGCUAUUGACAACGUAAACAACUGCACAUCAACCACGUAA